AUUCUUUAUCUUACAGCAGCGUCCGAAUUCUGCAAUUUGCAUUCUGGCUCUUUGUGCGGGAUCAACGCAUCUAGUACAGGAUGGUCGCGAUAUAGUCGGUGUGGGUAGUCUGGAGAUACGCGCAGCCGCUACCCCGCCAAUACCCGGACGCAGCUUCCACAGAGCGUUAGUCGACGCCCUGCGCAUCACGAUAAGACUUUUCCCAACACCAAGCUUUUUCCCUUUCAUUCCCAUGCCAAACCUCAAGCAUGGCUAUCGACCAAGAAUUCCGACGUCCUCCGACCAUUCAAGAGGAGGAGACCACACCCCUCCUACCACGCGAUGAGCCGGAGCCGAAACCAAGAGAAGGAAAAGCGGCCGUACCGGUGUUAUUCCGCGCUCUACUAUGCGCAUUCCUUGUAUCGUUGACAUUUAGCAUUACGCAAGCUCCUAUGCUAUACGCGUUCCGGAUAUUGACCUGCGAUGCGUAUUACGAACAUCACGAGCCGGAUCCGAACGCUACUGAUAGGUGUGCGAGACGCGAAAUCGACGCUGGAGCUGCCAGAGCUUUUGCAUUACUUGCAUCAUCGACUACGAUAUUCGGCCUUGUCAAUUUGCUAGUAGCUGCAUGGACUAUCAAACGCCUGGGCGUCAAGUUGGCUUUGAUCAUCCAGAUCUUCUGGCCUGCGGUCCGCCUUCUGAUCCAGAACAUCGGUAUCAUGCAUGGCGGCAACGUUGGCAUCAUGAUCGUGCAAUGCUCGCAGGUCAUCACGGUAGUUGGCGGCCCUAAUGGAUACGUUUUGUGUCUCAAUUCUUUGGUGGCGGAUGUUGUCGAGCAUGAGAGGCGGACAGGUGCAUUGGGCCGACUUCAAGGCUGCAUGUACUUCGGGAGUGCCAUUGGGUUCCUGAUCGGAGGUGUCGUCGGCGACUACUUUGGCAUACUUGCGCCCUUCCGCAUGACUUUGGUGCUGUUCUUGCUCUGCUGCGUAUACGUAGCAGUAUCGCUACCUGCCAUGCCACCGCCGGAGGAAGACAAGGAUGCGAAACCUCGCGAAACUACUGGCAUCGCGCGUUUCUUUGGCCCCCUCCGCAUCUUUGCACCACAAAAGUGGGAAAUACCUAAUGGACGUACUCGCCUGCAGUUUGGAGCACUCACUCUUGGUAUCGGCGUUUUCCUGGGUAUUCUUGCAACUGGCUACAUUCCUAUCUUACUCCAGAUGUAUGCCACCGUUGAGUUCAACUUUGGCCCCAAGGAGAACGGAGCGCUCAUCUUCUUAUACUCAGCAUUGAGAGGUGGUUUCCUCUCUCUUGUCUUUCCCCGCAUCAUCGCUGCAGGGCGAAAGUGGCUGGGUGACGGCGUGAAGAACAACUUGGCAGAAGAUGAAGAAAGAGAAUCGGCAGUGCAGGUUCAUAUCAUACCACCAACUCCGGCAGUAACGGAGACUGUUGACCCUCUAGAGAGCGAAGAACCGCCAAACCCAGAACCGACGAACGAGCAGGAGACGUUUGCAUUCGAUUUGUUCUAUGCGCGCUUCAGCCUCUUGCUUGACGGUAUACUUACCGGUCUUGCUGUAUUUGUAUCACAAGGUUGGCAAAUGUACAUCGUCGCUGUGAUGCUGCCAUUUGCUGCAGGUACCGGCGCCGCGUCCAAGGGAUCAAUUCUUCAAAUGCUACCAAACAGCGAGCGCGUCGACGCGCUAAGCGGCAUUACGCUUGUCGAAAACAUCGCGCGUCUUUCGACGUCGGCCGUCUUUGGAGUCGCCUUCGCUGCGCUUGCCGAGGCUGGCCAAAGCCAUCUCACGUUCAUCUGCAAUGCUGCCGUUGCAUUGCUUGGCUUUGUUGUCUUACUCCUCUCGCGCUUCCCCCCGAAAGGUAGUCGUCGGAUCGAGAUAUGAUAUAGGACUUUUGAAGGUGCACGUGCAGGGUCCCCUGACCAUAAGGCUGUGGUCUGGAUCAUCUCAGCCCUUAUGUACAAGCUGAUAGCCUGAGGGAGCGACAGACACGCGACCCAUUUGCUGUUGGGCUCGCUUAGGCCUGCCGGGCACCAUACGCCCCUCUUACAGAAACACAUCGCUAUCGCUAUCUUGUCCCGCGGCUCAAUAACCUGCUCGAUAACGCCUUGGCAGCUACCUACUGGCGCUGCGGUCAUGAUUGUGAGCAUGCAAUAAAGUGCGACUCAUGC
Messenger RNA from Alternaria rosae, 2161 nucleotides. Its product is annotated as major facilitator superfamily domain-containing protein. The record is from RefSeq and is a predicted model, not a curated record. Gene Ontology annotation, cellular component: membrane. Bases 249 to 1874 code for a protein of 541 amino acids. Gene Ontology annotation, molecular function: transmembrane transporter activity. Lineage: Eukaryota; Fungi; Ascomycota; Dothideomycetes; Pleosporales; Pleosporaceae. The transcript has a single exon. Gene Ontology annotation, biological process: transmembrane transport.